AUGAUUAUUGCCCUUCUCAGCCUUGCCAAGAUUCGCGGAGUUAUAUUUGAUGUCGAUGGAUUGCUAUUAGAUUCAGAGGACAUCUUUGCACGAUGUUUUAAGAAUGUCACCGGAAUGGAACUUACGCUUGAUGUACAUGUUAAAGCAAUGGGAUUGACUGGAGUUAAUUUAGGAAAAUCCCUGAUGGAUAGUUGCAACAUAAGUGGUGAUCCUGCCGAAUUUAUGAAAAAAAUUGAUAAUUGCACUAUUGGCUUAUAUCCAACUAGUAAAUUACUCCAAGGUGCAAGAGAAAUUGUUCACAAAUUUGCCAGACAUAAUAUCAAAUUGGGAAUUGCAACAGGAGCUAAGCAAUGUCAAUUUGAAGUCAAAAUAAUCAAUCAUAAAGAUGUUUUCUCAAAGUUUGAAGCAUUUACAUAUGGAAGCGAUGUUACACGAGGAAAACCAAAUCCUGACAUUUUCCUCAUUACAAUGGAGAAGUUAAAUCUAACAGAUCCAAGUGAAAUUCUUGUUUUUGAAGAUGCACCAAAUGGUGUGAAAGCUGCAAUUUCAGGCGGAAUGAAGGCUGUGAUCGUUCCAAAUCCUCUUACUCCAUAUAAGCAGUAUUUGGAGAAGCUUGGUGCAGUCCCAACAAUGGAAUUGAAGUCAUUGUUAGAUUUUGACUAUUCUUCCUAUCAAUUUAUUGAUAGAUAUGGAAAUGAAGUCGUAUUUGAUGAAGAUAAUACUCAAGAAUUAUAA
Messenger RNA from Trichomonas vaginalis G3, 735 nucleotides. RefSeq names its product pseudouridine 5'-phosphatase protein. The record is from RefSeq and is a predicted model, not a curated record. The transcript has a single exon. Gene Ontology annotation, molecular function: phosphatase activity. Bases 1 to 735 code for a protein of 244 amino acids. NCBI's taxonomy places the organism in Eukaryota, Parabasalia, Trichomonadida, Trichomonadidae.